AAAUUGUAUUUCUCACCAGGAGAGACCGUGAGGCAGAAUUUGUUCCAGUCCAUCAAUUCGGCUCUGGUUCGCCUGGCCACAGAUGACUCAGCUGUGAUAUUUGGAGAGGACGUCGGCUUUGGAGGAGUCUUCCGUUGCACAGUUGGCCUGCAGGACAAGUAUGGAAAGGAUCGGGUGUUCAACACUCCCCUAUGUGAGCAGGGCAUUGCAGGCUUUGCAAUUGGUGCUGUUGGAGGAGCAACAUCCAUUGCUGAGAUGCAAUUUGCUGAUUAUAUUUUCCCAGCUUUCGACCAAAUCGUAAAUGAAGCCGCCAAGUACCGCUAUCGUUCGGGCAAUCUCUUCGACUGUGGGAAGCUGGACCAUUCGCGCUCCUGUGGGGCUGUGGGACAUGGAGCGCUCUAUCAUUCGCAGUCUCCUGAGGAUAUUUCGCUCACACUCAGGCCUCAAGGUAUGGGUAUUGUUGUUCCUCGUGGCCCCAUCAAAGCGAAGGGCCUCCUACUCUCAUGCAUUCGGGACAACAAUCCGUGCAUCUUCUUGGAGCCGAAAGUGUUGUAUCGCUCGGCUGUCGAGAUGGUACCCACUAAGGAGUACACACUCCCCCUCUCUACAGCGGAUGUUCUUGACGAAGGCGAUGACAUAACUCUCUUGGGAUGGGGUACCCAAGUGCAUGUCCUCAGAGAGGUUGCACAGAUUGCUCGACAGCAGCUCAACGUGUCCUGCGAAGUGAUAGACCUUGUCACCAUCCUUCCCUGGGAUCGCCAGACAGUUUUCAAUUCUGUGAAGAAAACAGGCCGGUUGAUUAUUGCGCACGAAGCUCCAAUAACUAAUGGCUUUGGGGCAGAAAUAGCAGCAGCAGUACAGAAUGAAUGUUUUCUUCACCUGGAAGCCCCCAUCGAGAGAGUGUGUGGCUUUGACACUCCCUUCCCUCAUGUCUUUGAGCCAUUUUACCUGCCAGACAAGUGGCGUUGCUUCAGUGCCGUCAAGAAGUUACUUAACUAUUAAUAUUUGGGGUUAACAAUAACAGUUGUGCAGUUGAUGAUAUUAAGGUUGUUUUCCAUUUGGUAGUUAGUCUCAGUAACAGGUACAAAGGAAGAUAUAAAUUUUGAUUUAGGCAAAAGUGUGAUCUUCCAGGGUCCGCAACUUGUGUAAUUGUAUUACUUCAUUUUAGAUAGGUAUUUUUUAUGUAAAAUGUGGUUGGACUCCAUUGUCUUUGCUCACCUGGUAUGCCAUACUUCUUGUUUUUAGAGGUUUUUACAUAUAAAAGGGAAGUACUAAAGCCUUGGGUGUAUAUUAUAUUUUGGUAGAUUAAAUUUGAUAGGUAUGUCUUCACUUUGGUAUUUUGAUGUGAGGAUGGCUCAGAAUGAACAUGCUUCGUUUGGUAUUUUUAGUCAUUUGGUAAUAAAUUUAAACAAUUGUGUCAUUAGUUCUUUGGAGAUUAAAGUUACUGUAUCACAAAUGUACUUAAGGCAGCUUCCACCAGCUUGUAUGUGUGUAUGUUUAUGUGCUUGCACUAAUACAUCCUCAUACAAAGAAGCACACACAUGCAAUGAAUGUACACAAUUU
This is a messenger RNA of Penaeus monodon (black tiger shrimp), 1563 nucleotides long. RefSeq names its product 2-oxoisovalerate dehydrogenase subunit beta, mitochondrial-like. The record is from RefSeq and is a predicted model, not a curated record. Gene Ontology annotation, molecular function: catalytic activity. NCBI's taxonomy places the organism in Eukaryota, Metazoa, Arthropoda, Malacostraca, Decapoda, Penaeidae. Gene Ontology annotation, biological process: response to nutrient; branched-chain amino acid catabolic process.